CGCACUUUGAAGAGUGGCCGACAGAAAAGUAGUUGGCAUGGCGGUGGAGUGGACGUCUCUGUGCGUGGACAAGUUGUAGAUGGAAAAUGGACGUGUGACAAGCAGAAAGAGACACCGAUCAACAACUCCCUCAAAGUCAUGCUCCUGUUAUGCGUCUGUCUGUUUUGCGCGCUGCUUUUACGCACGAAUGGGAAAACGAUUGGAGAGCUCAGUGGGACUGCGGGACGCCUUCUGCAUGUCGAUGACGGGAACCUUUCAAGGCAGGAUCACAUGAAACAAGAGCCCUUUCAGCAGCAACAAGAAGUGCUCCAAGCCCUGCCAGGUUCUGCCUUUGACCUGAAGGUCCAGGUGAACGACGUGCUGAGCCGUCAGUACCUGAGUCAGGCUGUGGUCGACGUCUACAUCAACUACACCAGGACCCUCAGUGCUCUUACUGCAGAGGACGGUGCUGUUCUGCUUCAUGUACCUCACCACAGUGGGCUGCCUCUCACGGUUGUGGCCAGCAAGGACGGCUACAUCAGUACACUGCUGCCUUGUAAAACCAACCGAACACCAAUAUUUUCGUCUGUGACUAUGACACUGUAUGGUCGGAAUCAAGGAAACAUCUGGCUCUUUGAAGAUUCAGUCCUCAUCACUGGCAGAACAUCUGAUGCAUCAGCCCAGCCCACUGUCAGGUUUCCUAAGAGUCUGCUGAACCUGACACGCAGCAGCAACAUCACCUCUGUUACAGCCUUCCUCUCUGUUCCCAGACUGACGUCAGAGCAGGACGGCUUCUUAAACACUCUGGGCAUCAUGAGCAGUAAAUCAGGUUAUGUCAGUGUGGAGUUAAGCCCGGUGGCAGCUGUCAGUGUGCAGCUCUUCUCAGGAGACACAGAGUUAAAUGUGAGUGGGCCCAUCCAGCUCAGCCUCGGUGUUUCUGACAGCUGUGGACUGCAGACGUCAAAUGUUGUUCCUGCCUGGUUCUUUAACCGCACCACUGGUGGAUUUAUGAGAAAAGGACUAGGAAAGGUGACAUCAGUGGAUGGAAAACUCACGUGGACAUUCACAGCUCCUCACCUCGGCUACUGGAUUGCUGCACCUUUGUCAUCUACCAGAGGUUUCUUUGGACUGGCUGUUCCCAUUGACUUCAUCUUACACCAUUCGUUUUUCCUGAUGGCUCUCGUAGGAGGAACUCUUGUUAUAGUCAUCUGUCUUCUGCUUGGAUUAAUAUGUUAUUGCAGAAGCGCACCCAGUGAUAAGAACGCAAAGAAGAUCCUCCCGGUGAUGAAAAAAGACCAAACCACCUCCACAUGUGAUGAUGAAGUAUUUGAAGCCUUUCACCCACAGGAUGGACUGAACAGCAAUAACAUAAUAGCCAACCCCAAUGUGGCCAUUACGCUGGAGUACAACGAACUGGAGCUUAACACUGACCUGAAUGAUCUGACGGGUUCACACAAGACCUCAGAUCAAAUCAGAGUUGCAGCAUCUCUGACAGACAAUUUGUUUUUCUACAACCAGCCUGUAGCCAUUCUUCACGCUCCAGCGUUCUUCCAUUUGGAGGAACAGCCAGAGCAGUGGAGCAAGUCGGCCACUCUUCCCCGUACGGGGGCUUCAAACGGCGCUGCCACCGAGCCGCUGAAUAAGGACAGCUUCACCCAGACGCUGGCAAAAAGUCCCUCUGAGACCCAGAACCAGGCAGCAGAGACCGAGGAUCAGCUUGGAGGUUUAGAGGGUUCUCCGGCGGCAGCAUCCACCACCACAGCCAGAAGUCCCUUCAGCCUCCCAGAGUCGAUGUCGGUGCCAGGAACGUUAAAUAAAAUCGGUGACAACAGACACUCUGCGCAUGUCUUGGGAGCAUUGUCUAAAAUACCAUCUCCUCAGCCUCCUCGGGCCUGGUUUGUCUCACUGGAGGGCAAACCUGCAGCUGAGAUCCAUUACAAUGUGUCAGAGCAGCAGAGGAGGCGGAGGCCGGUGGAGAGUCGGGAAACCAGUCUGGACUCAGGGGUGGACAUGAGCGAACUGAACCAGACGUCUGGUAGGAGGACUGUAACUCUGGAGCGCAAUGCUACCUUUGUCAAAAGCACAUCCCACAGUAAACCUACACCUCCACAUUAAUAACUAACUGCUUAAAGCCAUCCGAGUUUGUUAUUAAACAGCAUCGAUGAGUGACUUAUUUACCUUGUUGAUCAAAUUUAGAAUGCAGGAUGAAUGCACAGCCACAUCUCUGCCAUCAUAUUACCCUCAGUCUGCAUUACAGCUACUGUGCAUGUAGAAAAUUUCACAUUUCAAAGAAAGUUCAGACUUGGUGGUCAUUUCUGUGGCUUUAACAUUACAUUUUAAAAAUGUUUCAUAUACCACCCACUUUUAAGAGUCUUUCUCAUCUCUUAUAUUAGUCCCUUAAACUGUAUCACUUUUUGUAAACAGCGUCAAUUUCAUUUGAUUAUUUGUUCUAUUUGUCCACUUAUAGCCUUACUUUUUAAUACUACAGUAGUGAUCAGUCUUCAGCUUUGUGCACUCAAAGACUGACUUGUAAAGACUGAAUGUGUUUUGUUGAAAAAGUUAUUUUAUUUGUAUGUAUUUAUGUAUGUUUUGGUGUAUGUUGUCUGUUGUCUAAUUUAAACACUGACCAUGGUGAUAUUGAUGUAAUCUGUUAUCUUCCAAGUACAAGCAAGGGAGACAGUUUCUGCAAUAAAUCUACAUUGUUAUGCUUCUGUCUUAAUGCAGUAAAACUGUAAUAACUAUCUAAUUAUUUGUAUGAACUCGGCCAUUUGUAUGACCAUGUACAUACAGGGGAAAACUGCCAAUUUUUUACAGUGAAAGGAGGAAUUUGCAUCGGUGGGUAGCAACUGACUUGUGCUCAGAAUCUCCUCUAAUAACUUCUCAAGACCCUCUCAAGACAGAGUGUUUCCUCAACCAUUGGAGAUUUGACAACAAAACUCAGUAUUUGUUUUCAUUUUUAAAAUUUUUUGGUCUUCUAACUUCUUAACAAACACAUUUUACUGUGAAUCAGACUUGAAGGUUGCAAACUCAAAUUUCAAAUCAGAGUUGAUAGUUCAUCUCAGCAUUACAGAUGCAGUAUUGAUAAUAACUGGCAGCAGUGGCAGAUAUACAAUGUGGAACAAUAGAUGUUUGCUUACUGUACAUUUACUGUACAUCUCUGAGGUACUUGCACUUUACUUGAUUAUUCUCUUUUCAUGCAGCUAUGUGCUUCUACAUGACAUUUCAGAGGAAAACAUUGCACUAGAUUUUUUGACUGCUGGAGAUGGGUGAUAAAUUAAAAGAGAACAACCAGCACUAAGUUUCUUAGUAAGGUGUUGGGCCACAUGUCACCAGAACAGCUUAAAUGAAACUUAACAUUGAUUCUUCAAGUCCAGCUCUACUGGACAGAUGGAACACCAUCCAGUAAAAUCAUAACAUACUAACCUAUCAGUAAUGACAACUCCUAAUUCUUCUCUUUGUUUUAGUUCAAGAAAGUGCAUUUUGUAAAUGCUCACAUUUAAGCAACUGUCUUUUUACAAAACAUGAUAAACAACCUGAAGUUUCUGAAGAAGAAUAAGUUCAAUUUCAACAAUAGUAUGCCUCAGUUUAUCAUUUACACAUUCGCAUAACAACUUACCGUCAAGAGUUCCCAUCUUGGUCUCUUUGUGUAUAUUCUCUGACUGAACUCUCAAAUGUACAUUCACCUCGGUAAUGAGGGGUUUAUGCACUGAAGUCCUGCUAUGAUGUCUUUCUCUAUGUCAACAGACUGUUCUGUUCAGUUGGAUUAUGUCCUGCACUGACUUUUUCUGUGGCUGAUUCUUAGUCUUUUGUGGAAGAUUUGCCUGUAUGUUUUUCUUUGGACUAAAGCAUGAGCAUCAAAGUCAUCACAUGUUUACUGUCAACCACAGUUUCAGAUCCUGUUUAUACUAAAUGAACCUACUUUCAAAGUCAAUUUUUUCCUCUUUCCAUCUUGAUACAAAAUUGUAAUCAACAAAGCCUGCCAAGCGUUUUAUAAAUGAGACAUGACUUGCUCCUAAAGUGAUCAUUUGUUCUAAUUUAAACCACCUAACAGUAAAUGUAUAUGUAGAACUGAAAUGACUCGGUGAUAAGUUUUUUAGUUGAUUGAUUAGAAACUAUUUUAAUGAUCGUUUUGAUGGUUCCAGUUCUCAAGUGUGACUGAUUUGCUGCUUGUCGUUUUGAUUAUUUUAUUAAAUGUAAUUUAUUUUAAAAUCAUUUUAAGGUUUGGAACGUUGGUCUGAUUCUUGCAAUUUUAACAGCAUUUAACAGCAGUAGGAGUUGGUGUGAGUCCUUUUGCUAAAGUAAUGGUUCUGAAUAGCCUGAGUAACCUGCUGACUGCUUGAGGCUGUAUGAGAGAUUUACAGAAAAAUGUACACAUGUAUUGCAUCAGCUCAAAGAGGAAGUACAUUUUUCCACCUCUGCUCUUUAUACCCUGCCGUGAGACGACACAAUAAGGAAGUACUGUUGCUUUCUGUUUAAAAUACGCUAAACUUUAAUACUUGAUCUUUAGAUCCAUUUUUAAACCUGCAGUUUUUCUUCAACCUGAGUACAACAAGACUGUACAGGCUAUGGACAAGCUGAAGUCAGACCAGAACAGACUGUGUUUGUGGCUUUCAGAAGACCCUGAAUACAUCCUUGAUCAAUGUGGGGACGUUUUAUCUAUGAAUGAAUUUAGAGAGGUUCAAAAACAAAAAAGUGCUUUAGACAAAAUGAGACUGCUUUUGAAAAUAAUCCUUCACAAGGGAGAAAUGACCUGUCAGAGCUUUGUGGACAUUCUGAGGCAACAUCAAGCACAUUACCAACAACUUCAGCAGUAUUUCAACUCUCACACUCAAGGUUCGCUCAUUCCAGGGGCGGUCGCUGAUGGUAGCAGUGUUGUGAUCAGCAGAGAAAUAACUGAUACGACAGCAAAAUCCCUUUCUGUUAACAUUGAAACAGUCAGCAAUCCAGGAAGUCAUUCAUCUGAAAAUGUUGCUCCACAUGCAGCCUACACUGCACAGGGAGGCAGUGUAAUAUGUGCUGAUAAAUUUUCUGGAGUCACCAUUGAUGGCGAUUUCAAUUUAUCAGUGUGUGUGAAACCAUCACAAGUACAAGCAGAUGCUGUAGAUGCCACACUGUCUUCUCCUCAGGGCCCUGCAGGGAAAAGGAUUACUGAGCACAAAGUGGAGCUCAUUGACUGCCUGAGAGCGGAUCUCUUCAUUCUGCAACAUGUGCAUGCCAAAUCCAUGGUCACAGACAGACAGUAUCAAAACCUGAAGCAUGCCUCUCCCCCAGACGAAACUGUUAUCAAACUGAUAGAUCAGGUGAUAAGGAAAGGGGAAGAGACCUGUGUUCAGUUUCUUCAGGUUCUCAAAGACCCUGAAGUUCUCAAGACAUAUCCAAAACUGAAAAAAAUUCUAAACAUUGAAUCUUAGCAAUCAUGGAGAUCAUUUAUAAAAGCUCCAAUGAGGAACUGUGUCUCUGUUUCCCUGCACCUGCUGUAAUCCUUUGUGUUUGUGACUGAGUAAGACUUAUGCUUUGUUGUUUCUUUUAUGCAGAAAAAGUUUUAUGGAACUCAGCUUGCAUGCUCACUGGUUUAAAGUUUAAAAAUAUGUAUCUCCUGCUACAGAAAAAACAGCCAGUGAUGACUGAGAAUACAGACCUUUUGACCUUUACAGUAUGGUCGAGCAGAUUAUAGUUGGGGACAGAGACACAGGAGGAACAAUGGAGAGAAUUUGUUUUUCAAAGAGUAUUUUUGCUUUGAAAAUGUUUGUGCUUUUUUAUUUAUUUAUGGCAAACCUUAAAUAAAACCAGAAAGCAUACUCUACAA
Messenger RNA from Amphiprion ocellaris (clown anemonefish), 5785 nucleotides. RefSeq names its product protein FAM171B-like. The transcript has 13 exons. The record is from RefSeq and is a predicted model, not a curated record. Bases 139 to 2094 code for a protein of 651 amino acids. NCBI's taxonomy places the organism in Eukaryota, Metazoa, Chordata, Actinopteri, Pomacentridae.